Drechmeria coniospora is the source of this 879-nucleotide messenger RNA. RefSeq lists its product as uncharacterized. Lineage: Eukaryota; Fungi; Ascomycota; Sordariomycetes; Hypocreales; Ophiocordycipitaceae. Bases 1 to 879 code for a protein of 292 amino acids. The transcript has a single exon. The record is from RefSeq and is a predicted model, not a curated record.
AUGCAGUCCGCUGCCCUCCUCGCCCUCGUGGCCGCCGUCGCCUCGGCCUCUCCCUACGCUCCCUUCCCUCGCGUGAUGACGACGGAGAGGACGACGACUUCGUCGAGGUCGACGACAACCACCGUCACCAUCUCCAUGUGCCGGCCGAACGCCAUCUACUGCCCGCUCAAGGCCGAGGCCGAGGCCACGCCGGCCGUCGCCCCCGUCGCCGCCGUCGUCGAGCCCAGCACGACGCCGGCCUCGCCAGCGCCCAAGUCCCCAGCUGUCGACAAGGCAUUCGUCGGCGAGGCUCAACCGACGCCUGCCGCCGGCGAGACGGACAACUCGAUUUCCGACGAGAUUGACUGCCCGGCGGCCGACGUCGAGGACGACGACACGCCGGCGGACAAGACGAGCGGCACAGUUUCCGACAAGGCGGACAGCAGCAUGGUUACCGGCGGCGAGACGAACAAGACACCUGUCGACGGCGAGAUGGACCAAACAACCGUCGAUGGCGAGAGGCCCAACACCGCUGUCGGCGUCGACGCGAGCAACGGGGUUGACGACGACUCGGACAGCCCCGAGGACGCCAACAGCCCCGAGGACGCCGACGGCCCCGAGGACGCCGACAGCCCCUCCUCCUCUGAUGCUCACGAUGUCGACUCCACCGGCCCGAGUGACGGCGAUUCCCGGGCCGCGGCCAAGAACUCGACCACGCCGGUGGGUCCCGCCGGCACCGGCACCGGCACCGGUUCUCGAACGGCAAACGUGCCCUCGCGCAACGGAACCUCCAAUCAGCCUCCCGUGGCUCCCACCACCGGUGCUGCCGCUCGCUUUCAAGCCCAGACGGGCGUCAUCGGUGCCGCCCUCGUCGCCGCCGCCCUCGCCUUUGCCUGCUAA